GGGGCGCGCACGUCUGUCGCUGUCGUUGCCUGACUUCCGGCGAUACAAAAGCUGAUUUUCCGCGGGUUCGGCGGGCGGCGGCGGGGUGCAGCGUGGGGUCCGCUGCACUGGAGAGCUGCAGGAUGGAGCGGAAGUGGGACUUGUGAAAUGUCGCCCUGCAUGAAGAGAAGAACUCCAGAGUCCCCACCGCGGCAGGGAAGCCACGAUGAUGACUUAGAUCUUGGGUUGGCUGUUCAGCCAGACCAGGCUCGAGACUUGGGAUCAGUGCCACUGUCCUGGGGCCCCAGCCACAGCAGAGCAGCUGGCAUCGAAGUUCAGUCUGUGCAAGAUGCAGCGAGCCUUCGAGCCAUGGAAGAGGCAGCUUUAAGCUCCCGGGUGCUCAUCCAGGACACCAUUACACCCGUUUUGGAAGCCCCUGAUGUGCCCAUUUCCCAGGAGAUCACCCUGACGGCCUCGGAGUCUUCUCAGCCCCCUAACAUUCACGUUGGUAAAGGAAAACUCCAGGCCACUGGCUCCAGGAGAGGGAAGAAAUUUGCAGGGAGGCCUGGGCCGGUGUCCCAGGAAGACAGAGAUGAUCCCAGCAGCACCCUGGAUCCCUUUUUAGGAGAGCCUAGUGAAGAAGUCGAGGAAGAUGGAGGAAAACUUCCGCCGAUGCUUUCUGGAGGGGAGCUUCCUUCACUUCCUGAGGCCAGCCAGUCCACGAAAUCUGGAAGCCAGCCUUGGGAACUGUCUCCCGUUGCUGUCGGUGUCUCUCCGCAGGAACAGCUCCUCAGGACUUCGGCUGCUCACACGGAAGAUGAGAUGGAAGAUGGAGGGCUCUUUAUUCCCACAGAAGAACAAGACAGUGAAGACAGUGAGAAAAGGCGGAAAAAGAAGAAGGGCACGAAGAGGAAACGAGAGGGAAGGGGCCAUGAGGAAGGGACUCUGAGUUAUGACCUGAAGCUGGACGACAUGCUGGACCGGACGCUGGAGGAUGGUGCCAAGCAGCACAACCUCACGGCAGUCAACGUGCGCAACAUCCUCCAUGAAGUAAUAACAAAUGAACACGUGGUAGCAAUGAUGAAAGCAGCCAUCAGCGAGACAGAGGAUAUGCCCAUGUUUGAGCCCAAGAUGACCCGCUCUAAGCUGAAGGAAGUGGUAGAGAAAGGAGUGGUCAUUCCAACAUGGAAUAUUUCACCAAUUAAGAAGGCCACUGAAAUUAAGCCUCCUCAGUUUGUGGAUAUCCACCUGGAAGAAGAUGAUUCCUCUGACGAAGAGUAUCAGCCAGAUGAUGAAGAAGAAGAUGAGACUGCUGAGGAGAGUCUGUUGGAAAGUGAUGUUGAAAGCUCGGCAUCGUUACCCCGGGGAGCAAAGAAAUCCAGAUUGAGGCAGUCUUCUGAAAUGACCGAAACAGAUGAGGAGAACAGCAUGCUGUCGGAGGCAGAGAAAGUCGCCAGCACACCUGCCGUGAGGCACAUCAGUGCUGAGGUGGUGCCCAUGGGGCCCCCGCCCCCUCCCAAGCCCAGGCAGACCCGGGACAGCACUUUCAUGGAGAAGCUACACGCAGUGGACGAGGAGCUGGCUUCCGGUCCCGUCUGCAUGGAUUCUUUCCAGCCCAUGGAUGACAGUCUCAUCGCCUUCCGAACCCGCUCCAAGAUGCCUCUGAAAGAUGUGCCCCUGGGGCAGCUAGAGGCAGAGCUGCGGGCGCCAGACAUCACCCCAGACAUGUAUGACCCCCAUACAGCAGAUGACGAGGACUGGAAGAAUUGGCUAGGGGGUCUCAUGAAUGACGAUGUAGGCAAUGAGGAUGAAGCAGAUGAUGAUGAUGAUCCAGAGUAUAACUUCCUGGAAGACCUGGAUGAGCCGGACACAGAGGACUUCCGAACGGACCGGGCCGUGAGAAUCACCAAAAAGGAAGUGAAUGAAUUGAUGGAGGAGCUGUUUGAAACUGAGCACCCUCCUCUGCCCCCCCUUUGCCCUCAGUUCCAAGAUGAGAUGGGAUUCUCCAACAUGGAAGAUGAUGGCCCAGAGGAGGAGGAGCGUGUGGCGGAGCCUCGUCCCAACUUCAACACCCCCCAGGCCCUCCGGUUUGAGGAACCCCUGGCAAACUUGCUCAAUGAGCAACACCGUGCAGUAAAGGAGCUCCUUGAGCAGCUGAAGAUGAAGAAAUCGUCAGCCAAGCAGCAGCAGGAGGUGGAGCGGGUGAAGCCCCCGGAGGAGAAAGUCCAGCAGACGCUGACCCUUGACCCAGCGCAGAGGAAGCGCCUCCAACAGCAGAUGCAGCAGCACGUCCAGCUCUUGACGCAGAUCCACCUUCUUGCCACCUCCAACCCCAGUCUCAGCUCGGAGGCCACCACCACCAGGAUCUUUCUUAAAGAGCUGGGAACCUUUGCACAAAGCUCCAUCGCCCUCCACCAUCAGUUCAACCCCAAGUUUCAGACCUUGUUCCAGCCGUGUAACCUGGCGGGAGCCGUGCAGCUCAUUGAAGACUUCAGCACUCAUGUCAGCAUUGAGCGGAGUCCCCGGAAGACUGGCAAGAAGACUGCCUCUGAAUUUCCUUGUUUGCCAAAGCAAGUGGCAUGGAUUCUGGCCACUAACAAGGUGUUCAUGUAUCCUGAGCUGCUUCCUGUGUGUUCCCUGAAGGCCAAGAAUCCCCAGGAUAAGAUUUUGUUCACCAAGGCUGAGGACAAUUUGUUAGCUUUAGGACUGAAGCACUUUGAAGGGACAGAGCUGCCCAAGCCUCUGAUCAGCAAGUACCUCCUUACGUGCAAGACCGCCCAGCAGCUGACAGUGAGAAUCAAGAACCUCAACUUGAGCAGAGCCCCUAACAACAUCAUCAAAUUUUACAAGAAGACCAAGCAGCUGCCCAUCUUGGUGAAGUGCUGUGAAGAGAUCCAGCCGCAUCAGUGGAAGCCGCCCAUUGAGCGGGAGGAGCACCGGCUCCCCUUCUGGUUGAAGGCCAGCCUGCCAUCCAUCCAGGAGGAGCUGCGGCACAUGGCUGACGGGGCCAGGGACAGAGAAUGCCUGACCGGGCCCACCGAGAUUAAGGCGGAACCUGGCAUAGAGCAGGGCAGCUGGGAGCCGGCGGGUGAGAGCCGGUACCCGCUGCUGCUGCCCAAGGGCGUCGUCCUGAAGCUGAAGCCGGUAGCCAACCACUUCUCCAGGCGGGCUUGGAGACAGAAGCGCUCGUCUGUGGUGAAGCCCUUUCUUACACGCCCCAUCAUCCCCUCCCUGCAGCCCAGCCCCGCCUCCGCGAGGGCCCCCACCAGGUCUGCGCUGGCGGAAGCUGUCCCCAGCAAGAUGGUGGUGCAGAUCCCGCAGCUCCUGCAGCCCACGGCUGUCUUGCAGCCCCUGCCGGCAGGGCCUCCCCUGGGCCUUUCCCAGCCUCUCAAGACGCUGCCAGCUGUGUCCCCCGAGACCAGGGGCAGCUUCCCUCCAUCUGAACCCCAGCCGCUGCUCUCCGCUGCCCCCUUGCCAAAGGUCCUGCUGCCCUCUCUGGCCCCGUCGAAGUUUCGGAAGCCGAGCGUGAAGCGGAGGGGUGCCAGGAGGAAGGGGGCCAAGGCCUCUGUGUGUCUGAAGGCGGCCCCCCUCAUCCACACUGCGCCUGUGAUCUUCACGGUCCCGGCCACCACCGUCAAGGUCGUCAGCCUUGGCAGUGGCUGCAACGUGCUCCAGCCCGUGAGUGCUGCAGUGGCCCAGAGCUCGCCGCCCAUCCCCAUCACCACCCUCCUGGUGAACCCCGCAUCCUUCCCCUGCCCGCUGAGCCAGCCCCUGGUGGCCUCCUCCAUCCCGCCACUGAUCGUGUCCGGCAACUCUGUGAACCUGCCCGUUGCGUCCAACCCCGAAGAGAAGGCCCACGUGACCGUGGACACGGGCUGCCCCGCGGCCGAAGGGAAAAGUGCUUUCCCAGGCCUGCAGCCCAAACAAGAGCCCUUGGAGCAGGCCCUGCCUGGCGGGCCUGCCCUCCACAAGGAGGAGCGGAGCCCGGUGCCAGCGCCUGUGGCCAGCGUGUGCCGGGCUGACCCGGCCGAGAGUAGCACAUACGGCUGGACAGUCGUGAAGACCGAGGCAGGACGGCCCACCCUGGAGCCUCUGGCUGAGGCCUUCCUGGAACUGCGACACUCCCCCCGGUCAGAGGUAGACAUAACGGUCAAGGUGGAGCCGAAGGACCCGGGAGAGGAACCUUCUGGGGGCCUCCUGGAGCCGGACACUGGUGGGGAGAUCAAAGAAGAGCAUCCGAUGGAACUGGACACCGGCCUCCCCCACGGACAGGCGGGGGCCCAGGAGCAGGAGGGCGGUCAGCCAGCUGGGGAAGCCACCCCAGGGGAGGUGAGCCGGGCGUCUCCAGGGAGCGGAACUGCCUCCUGCGCCGACCCGGACGGGGCUCUGAGCAGUCCCCCAGGCAAGCCUGAAGAUGUGGCCAGCGUCAACAGUCAGUCCGAGGGGACCCCCGCGGGGCCAGAGACUGGAGGUGAGAAGGAGGGCCCUGAGGAAGAGGAGGAGGAGGACUUGGACGAGCUGACCCAGGACGAGGAGGAUGAGAUGUCUUCGGCAUCUGAGGAGUCAGUGCUCUCCGUCCCGGAGCUCCAAGAGACCAUGGAGAAGCUGACUUGGCUCGCCUCGGAAAGGCGCAUGAGUCAGGACGGGGAGUCCGAGGAAGAGAACUCGCAGGAAGAGAACUCGGAGGCCGAGGAGGAGGAGGAGGAGGAGCCGGAAGGCCUGGAGAGCCUCGGGAAGGAGAUGCAGGACGAUGCCCUUGGGUGCCCUGCCGUCACACCCCCAGCUCCCUUUGCGUCACCCCCACUCCCUCCGGAGGCUCAGCACAGUGGGAUGCCGCCCGGAGAGCACACCAAGGAGGCCAGCAAGGGCCGGAGCAAGCACCGCGCCCGGAGCAGGCGGGCGAGCCGGGCCCGGGCCAGCAAGGACACAGCCAAGCUGCUGCUGCUCUUUGAUGAGGACAUUCUGGAGCGUGAUCCACUGCGGGAGCAAAAGGACCUGGCCUUCGCGCAGGCAUACCUGGCCCGGGUACGAGAAGCCCUGCAGCACGUCCCUGGCAAGUACGAGGACUUCCUUCAGGUCAUCUAUGAGUUUGAGUCCAGCGCCCAGAAGCAGACAGCGGUGGAUCUCUACAAAAGCCUGCAGACUCUGCUACAGGACUGGCCGCAGCUGCUGAAGGAUUUUGCCGCAUUUUUGCUCCCUGAGCAAGCCCUGGCCUGUGGCUUAUUUGAGGAGCAGCAGGCUUUUGAGAAGAGUCGCAAGUUUCUCCGGCAGCUGGAAAUUUGCUUUGCAGAGAACCCCUCACACCACCAGAAGAUCAUCAAGGUCCUGCAGAGCUGUGCAGACUGCCUGCCCCGGGAGAUCAUGGAGCUCAAGACACAGAUGUGGCAGCUCCUUAAGGGUCACGACCACCUCCAGGAUGAGUUCUCCAUCUUCUUCGAUCAUCUGCGCCCUGCAGCCAGCCGGAUGGGCGACUUUGAGGAGAUCAACUGGAGUGAGGAGAAAGAGUAUGAGUUUGACGGCUUUGAAGAAGUGGCGCUGCCCGAUGUGGAUGAGGAAGAAGAACCGCCCAAGAUUCCCACAGCCUCCAAGAGCAAGAGGAGGAAGGAGAUUGGGGUCCAAAAUCCUGAUAAGGAGGCUGAGUGGCCAGAUGGGGCCAAGGACUGCAUCUGUCCCUGCCAUGAAGGAGGCCCUGAUUCCAAGCUGAAGAAGAGCAAGAGGAGAAAUUGUAGCCACUGCAGCAGCAAGGUGUGUGACAGCAAACCGUACAAGAGCAAGGAGCCCCCCGAGGUGGUGGGCAGUAGCCCCCACCGAGAGCCCAGCCCCAAGGAAGUUGGGGCAGGCAAGGAUGCACUGGAGGAGGACCCCGAGGCCACCCCGAGCAGGACUGGCAGGACCAGCAGGAAGGGGGACUUGCCUGUGGCCGGUCUGGCUGUGGGCAGCACUCUGCUUUCCCCUCAAGAAGCGACUCUCACAGAACAGCUCCUCCUGGCGGGCCCCUCCGCCGGCUCCCCUGAGAGUUCUCAGCUGCCCCCUGCAGCGCAAUGUGUGCCCCACACUGACAGGAGGGAGCAGGAGGGGUCUGCGCAACUUGCCCGCCCUACGGCGUCCCCCAGACCCGUGGACCAAGGGGCAGAAGGGGAGAACACAGCUUCCUUGCUGGCCUGGGACGCAUCGGCCGUGGAGCAGCUGCUAGGAGCUGUGGAGCCCCCUGUUUCCUCCCCAAGCCCCGUCCAUCCCAGGACCACAGACUAUGGGAGAAGACUGGGGCCGGGUCCAGCAGACUCUCCAGAGAGCGGGCUGCCUGUGGGCAGGCCAGCCCCUGGGGUGUCCCCACUCCGGGAAGCAUCGUCAAGAAGGGUCCCCUCAGCCCCGUCUCCCAGGACAAGAGGGGGUUUGGCCAAGGAUGGCGGGACACUGGGCAGGAGCCCUGAGGGGGAGCAGCUGCCCAAGGCGGCCGAGGCUACAGUUUGCGCCAACAACAGCAAGGUCAGCUCCACGGGGGAGAAGGUGGUGCUGUGGACCAGGGAGGCUGAUCGAGUGAUCCUCACCGUGUGUCAGGAGCAAGGGGCUCAGCCGCAGACAUUCAGCGCCAUCUCCCAGCAGCUGGGGAACAAGACCCCUGCCGAGGUCUCCCUCCGCUUUCGAGAGCUCAUGCAGCUCUUCCACACCGCGUGUGAGGCCAGCUCUGAGGAUGACGAUGAUGCCACCAGUACCAGCAACACAGACCAACUGUCGGACCAUGGGGACCUUCUGUCUGAGGAGGAGCCGGAUGAGUGAGAGGCGAGGUGCCCGCCAAGGAAGAGGAUACGCUAUUUGGCCCAGCAGAGGGCCUGGGCAGGGCAGACUGUGGGCCAGCAGGGCCAUCCC
Messenger RNA from Sorex fumeus (smoky shrew), 6846 nucleotides. It is a transcript of the gene GON4L, whose product is annotated as gon-4 like. The transcript is spliced from 32 exons. Gene Ontology annotation, molecular function: transcription coregulator activity. Gene Ontology annotation, cellular component: nucleus. Lineage: Eukaryota; Metazoa; Chordata; Mammalia; Eulipotyphla; Soricidae. The record is from RefSeq and is a predicted model, not a curated record. Gene Ontology annotation, biological process: regulation of DNA-templated transcription. Bases 148 to 6756 code for a protein of 2202 amino acids.